AGCUGUUUUCAACAGAGCCCGUCGCUGCCAGAUUCUGGAUUAACUGAACUGAAUGUUGCCAGUCCCCAGCUCUGCCCUCCUCCCUCACGUGAACCCCGAGAGAUGUCUGCUCCUGCUGACUCUGAACUUAGCUCUGAUCCCCCUCAGAAGCGCUACAUGGGUGUGAGAGUAAAGAUGCCAGUGCGGGAAUUACUGAGGAAUAUUCGGCUUUCCAAAGGCUUGGACCCAGCUCACAGCAAGGAAACCUCAUCAAUGAAGAUGGUAACCAAAGGAUCCUCGGGAAAAACAGAGAAGAGAAGAGCUCACCCUUAUACAGAGAAACAACUUAGACAGAGCAAGCAGAGCGUUGGGCAAACCCUGAAAGGCUUAGAGGACCUUGAUAUCCUGGUGGAGGUGCUGCAGGAGGAUCUGAACAAAAGCCAGCUGAAGGAGGAGUCUCUGUGCCCCGUGCCAGCUGGGUUUGGGCAGGGCUUCUCCCCGGAUCCGCCAAGCUCCCGGUGGGAACCUGCGGGGAGCAAGGAGAGGCAGCACAGCUCCACCAGGCUGCACCCAGGCUGCUGCUUUAAAGAUUUCCACCCAGCACCGAGGGGAGUGGCAGAGAAUUCUUUCCACGGUGACCAGAAAAACGUGCAGGUGCCCAGCUCACCUGGAACGUCCUCGAGGAUGAGGGAGAAGGAGAGCAGCUGGUGGAUCCAGGGGGCACACGCAGGCUCCCUGGAGGAAUUCCCGAGGAAUUCUUCCCAGAACACACCUGCACACUUCAACCCAUCAGAGGUGCUCCUGGGAGCUCACACGGGCUCUGCAGAUGCUGAAGUUGGACACCUGAAGUCGGCCCCAGUUUCUUUCAGCCAGCAGGACCUCUCUGCCAUCUCCUUCUUCCAGUUCCAGCUGCACAGGGAAGAGAGUUUGCUGAGAAACAUCCCAGCGGACAAACUGCUUGCUCCUGAUGAGAAUGGCAACAGGCUGCUGCACAAGGCUGUUGCUCAGGGAAGAAGAGCUCUGACUUAUGCCCUGGCACAGAGAUUUGCAUCCCUAAAUAAGAUCGAUGAGAAGGAUGCAGAGAAACGGACUGCCUUACAUCUUGCUGCAGAGAAGAACCAGCACCUGAUGGUGAGUGACCUGAUAUCCCUGGGGGCCAAUGUCAACGAGCAGGACAGCUGUGGGAAAACUCCACUCCACCUGUGUGCACAGAACGGAUACUUGAGGGUCUUAGAGGUUUUGAAACACUGCAAAAACAAUGGGGUGUGUGUGGAAGUCGAUCUGCCCGACCACUAUGGUUUAACCCCUCUGCACUGUGCUGCUCUCGCCCACACUGCCUUGGUGACAGAAUCCCAAAAAACCCCCGCGGACACCGACAUGGGGAGGUUCCUCAGACUCCGGCAGGACCAAAUCCUGGAGGGAAUUCAGUGCCUGCUGCAGAUGGGAGGGAAGGCUGAGCUGCAGUCACAGCUCUGCUGUUCUUUGCAGGCACCGAAUCCCUGUCCAAGCCCCACGACGUGCCUGAAGCCGGAGGAGAACACGGAGCUCGUGGCUUUGCUCCGGGCUCACAGAGCCCAGGGACAGCCCAGCCUGCAGGAGCUCUAA
This is a messenger RNA of Pipra filicauda (Wire-tailed manakin), 1584 nucleotides long. Its product is annotated as NF-kappa-B inhibitor zeta-like. The transcript is spliced from 11 exons. The record is from RefSeq and is a predicted model, not a curated record. The coding region runs from base 103 to 1584 and encodes 493 amino acids. Gene Ontology annotation, molecular function: DNA binding; POU domain binding. NCBI's taxonomy places the organism in Eukaryota, Metazoa, Chordata, Aves, Passeriformes, Pipridae. Gene Ontology annotation, cellular component: nucleus. Gene Ontology annotation, biological process: regulation of gene expression.